Messenger RNA from Monomorium pharaonis (pharaoh ant), 1518 nucleotides. Its product is annotated as thioredoxin, mitochondrial. Gene Ontology annotation, cellular component: cytoplasm. NCBI's taxonomy places the organism in Eukaryota, Metazoa, Arthropoda, Insecta, Hymenoptera, Formicidae. The record is from RefSeq and is a predicted model, not a curated record. The coding region runs from base 32 to 460 and encodes 142 amino acids. Gene Ontology annotation, molecular function: oxidoreductase activity, acting on a sulfur group of donors, disulfide as acceptor. The transcript has a single exon.
AAAAGAAAGGGGAAAAAAGAAAAAAAAAACGAUGCUGUGCAGUAUAAGAAAUUGCAUGCCGUUUAUGGUGAGACGUAUUUCAUUAUUUCGCCAGAAUAACAAACGAUACGAGAUAAACAAUAACAGCGAGUUCGUGAACAAGGUGAUGAACGGCACUGUGCCAGUUAUAGUCAAUUUUCACGCAGAUUGGUGUGACCCGUGUAAAAUACUGACGCCCAGGCUGAUAGAACUUAUAGAGCCUAUGGAUAAGUUGGAUCUAGCUAUAAUCGACGUUGAAGAGAACCCCGAACUGGUGCACGUCUUUGAGGUAAAGGCUGUACCUGCGGUGAUAGCAAUCUCGAAUGGCUUAGUUGUAGACAAGUUUAUCGGCUUAGUUAACAACGAGAUGAUAGAGAAUCUAAUACAAAAACUGACACAAGAAGGACCAAUAGCUACGGAAAGUAAUGAUACCAAGUCGUAGUCGCGUGACAACAUAGCGAAUCAUGUAAUGCACACUUUAUGCUUCCAUUUCUCUCUAUCGACUAAAUGUAUUUUCAUACUUGUAGAAAGAGAGAAUGUAAUAUCUCAAAGCUACUUCGUCCAAGAAUUAUGGCCUUUUUUUAUCUAAUCUUACUUAGAUAAGCAUUGUGUAGAUAAAAAUUUUAGAAAUAUAUAUUAUAUAUUUAUGUUGUAAAAUGGCAAUAUAUAAUGAUAAUUUACGACGAAGCUAACAUACACGUACUACUACUUACGAAUCUGUUGAUGUCCAGAUUAUAUAUAUUAUAUUGAAAUAUUUAUACUUCUAUAUAGAUAUUCUAUAUAGAUAUUCUAUGAUACAGAGAGCUUGCUCGCGACAGCCUAUAUUCUUGAAUCGACCAAAAAGAUGUUAGAGAUUCUCUUAGACACACUAAAAAUAUGCAAAAGAGGAUUCCUAUAUAUAUCAUAGAAGAAAUUAUAGAAUCUAUUGCAAAAUCUAUAAAACUUGUAUGAAAUACUUGUGAUAUAUAUCUUUUUAUAUCUAGACACGACUUUUCAAUAUAUAGUUCGAAAUGUAGCUGUGUUCGUAUCUUCACUUAACGUUUAUAUAAGUGGUGUGUAAAUCUAAUAUAAAAUAAAAAAACCACUCGUGAAUCGAACCGAUAACGAAAUACGUGCAAUAAUAAUGAAUUUUCAAAGUGAUACAAAUUGCGUUAUUUUGGACGUAUACAUUUUAAAAUGCGCUUUAUACACAUAUACAUAUAUAUAUUUUUCUGAUGUGACUUAAUUUCAUUUAAUAAUAUAAUUAAUAAUAAUAAUAGAUAAUUUGUACGCUAAUUUCUUAAAUUGUACAAAAUGUAUAUAUUAAUUUCGGUAAGUUGUUCAAGACAGGCUAGAGGACAGUUACUUUAACAGCUGAAUCGCGCGGUGUGUAUUCUUGUGGCAGUGCAGCCGAGAUAAAUCAUUAUCUAAUCAGAUUUUAAUUUCUCAUUUAUUGUUGAUCAUUGUGUACAAUCAGUGUGUAUGAAAGUACUGUCCAUUAAAGAUAUAAUAGGCCAGAGA